Notechis scutatus (mainland tiger snake) is the source of this 6203-nucleotide messenger RNA. RefSeq names its product zinc finger protein 507 (gene ZNF507). Gene Ontology annotation, cellular component: nucleus. Gene Ontology annotation, biological process: positive regulation of transcription by RNA polymerase II. The record is from RefSeq and is a predicted model, not a curated record. NCBI's taxonomy places the organism in Eukaryota, Metazoa, Chordata, Lepidosauria, Squamata, Elapidae.
AUCGUCGCCAUUUUGAAGUGGAGUGGUUACCGCAGAGAAGAAGGAGGGCGAGAGAACCGGGAUUACUGCUAUGAAGGUUUUCAGUUAGCAAGAGGAGAGCAUUCACAAGGAAGAUGCAAGUACUAAACUGACAGUUGUUCCGAUGAACAGUGCUGUGCUCUGGCACAUGGGAACAUCAGCAAUAAUCACCUGUAAUAAUAGAGCAGGAGAGCAGCUAACAGGAGUGCUGGAGUCGGCAAAACGAAAAAUUGUCUCUGAACCCUUUCCCUUUAAAACCAUCUGUUACACUGGCAAGAACUUGGUAUUAUGGAAGAAGGCAGUAACAUCAUUGCCCUAAUCUCAAAUCUGAGGGAGCAGGAAGCCGUCCUGAUUUCCGAAGCCAUCGUAAGCUCAUCCACAGAGAACGCCGAUGACCCAUUAAAGGGUAAACCUGAUCCCCUCAUCCAGGUCAUUCAAAAGCUCAGCAAAAUUGUCAAAAGCGAAAAGUCGCAGAAAUGCGUUUUGAUCGGGGGGAAACGCUUGUACCCCGACACCCCCAGCCUUCCAGAGGCCCCACCCAAAGCCCUGGAAUUGCCUGCUCUGGGCACCAUCAACAUAGAAGACUAUUACACGAUGGACGACCCUCCGCAGAGCAAGCGGAAGGUCCUUUGCUAUGAGUGCAGCCUCUGCAAGUCGGUGUCGCCCACUCUUCCCCUCUUACAGGAGCACAUCAAGCAACACGGUCAGCAGAACGAAGUCAUGCUCAUGUGCUCAGUCUGCAGUUUCACCACCCGGAGCGUAGAAGAUUUUGAAAGUCACAUUCGAAGUCACCCGGAGAACAGCAGCAAAAUCCACGCCCUGUUGAAGGAAGAGCAUUGCAUCGGCCCUUCGGGCACCGCUUUGCCUGGGCCAGUAGAAAAAGUCAUCAUCGGCAGCGAUCAUGAGAUGCCACCUCCCCAAGGGCCUGAGAAAGGGAGGCGGAAAUGGUACACUUACGAGCAAUACGGCAUGUACCGAUGCUUGAUUUGCAGCUACACGUGUGGACAGCAACGAAUGUUGAAAACGCACGCUUGGAAGCAUGCGGGCGAGGUGAAUUGCUCCUAUCCCAUAUUCGAGGAAGAAAAAGAGCAGGCCACCUUGCCGGAUUCUGCCAUGUUGGAUACCGUCGUCCUGUCCCUAGAUAAUAACGAGCCAGGGCUCUGCAAUAACCAGCCCGUACAACUUCGCAUUUGCAGCCCCGAGCCGGUGGCUUUCAAAACUGAAUCGCCCAUCAAAGAAGAACCAUCCCUCGGUCAGCCAGCUGCGCUUUCCCCUGCAGACCAAUUAUCAGAGGAGAAGGCGUCGCAUGAAGAUCUUGAGGCGGAUCACUUGGGGGCUGACAGCUUGCUUUCUUCGGCCCAGAAAAUCGUCCACUGCAGCCCGAACAAAAAGGGCCAUGUUAACGUCAUUGUGGAGCGCCUGCCCAGUGCCGAAGAGCCUGUCUUGCAGAAUGACGUCAUGGAUAAUGUCUUGCAUUACUCCGUGGGCGCCGCCCCCGAACACCCGCCGGCUGGGCGGGAUGUGUCGGAUGACGUUUAUCACAUGGAUAAGAAUUCGAUUGAAAUCGAAGAAGUUAUCAUUGGGUGGAGCAGCACGGAAAAGGCCGAAGAUAACACGAAUCCCAGCCGGGUUAAAACGGCCGACGAAAAUGCUCCACCUGCCCGGAGGAGAACCAAUUCAGAGUCUUUGAGGCUGCACUCGCUCGCCGCCGAAGCCCUGGUUACAAUGCCAAUCCGAGCCGCGGAGCUUGCUCGAUCCAGCUUCCGGGCUUUCGCCGACGUAAACCCUUUAAGCUCGGAGGCUGGGCAGAGGCCUCCCGACGGUGGCUAUUUAGGCCAUUCUAAACGGAUCGCCUCCCUGAAGACGGAGGAACUGGGUAGCCUGAACCAAGAGGAAAGGGCUUUCGUGGAACUGCAGAAGGAGAAACCGGAGCUCCCCGAAGGCCCCAUUAAAAUGGGCAUCAGCAUGUCGCUGCUGACCGUGAUCGAGAAGUUGAAAGAGAGGACGGACCAGAAUGCCUCCGACGACGACAUUUUGAAGGAGCUGCAGGAUAACGUUCAGUGCCAACCGCCGGGGGAUGCCAGCGUGCUUGGGAGCAGUCUGGUGGAAUACAUCCCUGACGCGGAACGGCCCUUCCGGUGUCGCCUGUGCCACUACAGCAGCGGCAACAAAGGGUACAUCAAGCAGCAUUUGCGGGUCCAUCGGCAGAGGCAGCCUUACCAGUGCCCGAUUUGUGAGCAUGUGGCCGACCACAGCAAGGAUUUAGAAAGUCACAUGAUCAAUCACUGCAAAACCCGAAUGUACCAGUGCAAGCAGUGCGAGGAAUCCUUUCAUUACAAGAGCCAGCUGCGCAGUCACGAAAGAGAACAGCAUUGUCUCCCAGAUACAUAUGCAACCCCAACGUUUGACGGCUUAAUGGCUUGCAGUGAAGCAGAUGAAAGAGUUGGGGACAAGAUUUCAGUCCAGAAACUUUACCGUUGCGACAUUUGCGAUUACACAAGCACAACGUAUGUUGGUGUGAGGAAUCACAGACGGAUUCACAACUCGGAUAAGCCAUACAGAUGCCGCGUCUGUGACUUCGCCACCACAAGUAUGAAUAGCUUGAAGUGUCACAUGAGGCGCCACCCACAGGAGCAUCAGGCGGUGCAGUUAAUGGAGCAGUUCAAAUGUUCUCUCUGUGGAUAUGUAUGCAGCCACCCUCCUUCCCUGAAGUCUCAUAUGUGGAAACAUGCAAGUGACGAAAACUAUAAUUACGAACAAGUGAAUAAAGCUAUUAAUGAUGCAAUAUCACAAAGCGGCAGGCUACUGGGUCAGCUUACUGGGAAGAAAGUAACCAAAACUUUGGAAGGCGAUGCCAUUCCUUUCACCAGUAGCUCCGAAGGUUUGUCUCUUUCAAACUCUCCUAAAGCGACAGCGAACAAAAUAAUGAUUUCUGACCACCAUCAGGAUCAACCUUCUACAACCAAUACCUCAAGCAAUUCAGAGAAGGCCGCAGGCCUGUCCUACCUGGGCUCAGAAUACUGUGUUCUGCUCUUCUGCUGUUGUAUCUGUGGAUUUGAGUCCACCAGCAAAGAGAAUUUGUUGGACCACAUGAAAGAACACGAGGGGGAAAUCAUCAACAUCAUUCUGAACAAGGACCAUGCAGCAACUCCAAGUAUAAACUAAAUCAAUGUUUCUCCACCUUGGCAGCUUGGAAGAUGUGUGGACUUCCAAUUCCUAAAAUUCCCCAAUCAGCUCCCAGAAACCCCCAGCCACGCAUCUUCAAGUUGCCUAAGUGGAAAUACAUCGAGCUAGACAAAGUUCCCUUCGCUCUGGAUCUCCAACUUUGCCUGCAAGACUUGCUAAAUCAAAGAACUUAGGAAUAAGCAUGUAUGUGUAUGUACAUAUUUAUUUGCUCAAAGUGCUUUUCUUCAGCAAGUCUUUGUUCCUGCCUCCAUUCCGAAGCCUGUGUUAUCUGCAGAAGAGCAGAUUAUUUUACACGUUUUUGAAGAAACCCUGACAUGAUAAUGCUGCGUUUACAGUAAAAAAUAAUAAUAAUAAUAACCCAGAAGUUACCUUCUACCCACAGAACUAUUUUUAAUGCCUAUUAUUAACCCAAAUGAUAGUGGUGUAGAGAAUUCACCGUGAGGAAUUAACAAAAAAAGGGAUUUAACCUUUCUACCUAGAAAUGCAUCCAGAGGGCAUAAAAUCUGCUGCAGGUAAGUGUUAAAAGAAAACCAUCUUGAUACGACCGUAAAGCAGCCAUUUCUGAGGACAGAAGCCUUUGUUCUUAGGCUUCCUAUCACAACUAAUGGUUUUCCAGGCAAAACCUCUUUUGCUGCGUCAAGCGGCAUAAAAUAAGUUCUGCCUCCUGGUACAAUAUUUGGCCGCUUAAUUCUUUUCUUCGAUGUGAUAGAAAAGUAUGUCAUUGGACCCUCUUUAAGCAAAUUUUUUCUGUACUACCUGUACAUAGGUUAAGCAGAUAUUUAUUAGUAUUUCAUUUCAGUGUGCUUAAGCAUGGAUAAUUUUAGAAGGGCCACAAGAUACAAGAUAAAAGGUUAAUCCAACUCCGAAGUAGUGCAGUGAAAGGGAUCUGUCUAUUUCUCCCUCCAUUCCUCUUCCUCCCUCCCUCCCUCCCUCUCUCUCUCAUCAAAUAACAUUGCAAAAUCUCUAUACAAAAGUCCAUUGCAACUCUUAAGAGAGAAAAAAAAACCUGCUGGAUUUAGCACCUGAAAAUAAACAGGUCCUGUCCAGUCUCAGGCAGCUUUUAAUCUGACAGAGGGAUUGUUCCAUCAAAAUGAGACCGAAUGUUAAUUUCACUCCUUGCUGCUCCUUUCUCAUCUCUCUCAAAAAAAACCCCAACACCCCAGGAAGGUUAAAGGCAUCACAGAGCUCAGCUAAGAACACACAAUUUUGUGCGUUCUUAGCUGAGCUCUGCUGUUCUUUCUGGCACCUUGUGACAUUACACUGUUAGGAUUUGGCAGGUGUUACAACCUCUUUUGUCCCUUAGGCCAGAGUGGUCUCCAUUCUUGCCAACUUUAAAGACUUAUGGACUACAACUUCCAGAGUUCCUCAGCCAGCCAUGCUGGCCUGGGAAUUCUGGGAGUUGAAGUCCACAAGUCUUGAAAAUGGCCAAGUUUGAAGAUCCCUGUCUUACGCCAUGGAUUUCUUCCUCCAUCAAUGAUUUCUAUGCCAAUGACAGAAUCUCUUCUCAUUACUACAAAACCAAUGUUAUUCUUUGUAAGAAACAUAGCUGGGUGCUUCCUUUUAACAGUUCUCUCUCAGCUCAUGUCACGCCUCUACUGCAUUUCCUUUCACUCCAGUAGCUGAUUGCUUACAGUGCAGUUGAUAAGCAGUUUUGAAUUAUUUUGCAAGACUUGUGGGAUAUAUCCCUUCUCUAUUUAUUUAUCUAUUUAUAUUUGUAUUUUAGCAAAGUUAAAACCUCAACAGUUUUUACGGUGCUACUUGAGUUGGGUGUCUUUUUUCCCUGCCCUCGCCCCAAAGUGUGAAGUUAGGCAAAUGGAAAACUUGGUGUAAAUAAUUUUCAAGCUUUAAAUGCUGAAUGGGGAAUAGUUCUUGAAAGCAUUUCAUAUUACCCAAUGUAGGAUUUCUCCUUUUUGCAUUCUUUAAUACUGUAUGUUGUUUCUUUCUGAACUAUAUGCAGCCGUACCUUGAAAAGAGAGCGUUGUAGUAGUCUGGGGGUCCCCAAAUUUGGCGACUUUUAAGACUUGUGGACUUCCAACUCCCAGAAUUCCCCAACCACCAUGGCUGGCUGAGGAAUUCUGGGAAUUGAAGUCCAGAAGUCUUAAAAGUUGACAAGUUUGGAGGUCCCCGCAUAGUCCAAAUUUGAGAAGAACCUACCACCCAUCGUUAUCUGGCACCCGCUCUUGCCAAAAGAAAAUUCUGAUCUUUACCUUUUACUUUUAAAUGAGAUGCAAUCCACCACCAAACAAGUUACCCAUUUUUGAUUUACAGUAAUACGUCAGGUUAGGCUUACAGUUAGAUAGGAUGUAGAAUGUGGCUGUUUCCAAGUUUGUCCUUUAAGGCAGCUUUUCUCAGUCACAAUCACUUUUAAGCUGCAUGGAUUUGAAUUUAGGGGAUUCUGGGAGUUGAAGCCCAUGCAAAGUAGCUGAGGUGGAGAAACUUUUUUUUUAAGGAACAGAAGGGGUGUCCAACCUUGGCAACUAAGACUUGUGGACUUCAAGUCUUAAAAUUGUUAAGGUUGGACAUUCCUCAUCUAAUUAAAAAAAAUUUAAAAAUGCAUUUUUAAUUUCCCCUUUCAAGCCAUGGUAGCUGUCCUUUGUUUAUUUUCAUUCUUCACAAUAGAUCAUGCCUCUUUAGUACACUACAAUAAAAUUGUGAAAGUAUAAGCUUACAAUAUAUAACAGCAGUGAAGUUCCUACUGAAGUUAGCUAUUAAUUUUUAGGCAUGUUUUUUUUUUUAAAAAUGAACAAGGAAUAAAGAAGUGCAUUUUCUGUAUGUAAUCUUUAACUCGCACUGUUAAAUAACUCAGAGAUAUUUUUUUUUAAAGAAAUUAAGUGACUAGUCAGUACUAAAAGAGUGACAUUACCUUUAUUUGCACAAGAAGCCAACCUAUUUUAAACUGACAUUCUUCAGUCUGGAGCCUGAAAGGAGUUUAUUGAUCAUGUUACUUGCCUUGGGGGAGGGGGGAUGUUGAGAUGUACCUUAUUUGGAUAUAUUGAAUU